AAGCGAUGAAAGUAAGUUCAAGCCAGAAAGCAACAGCAUCUGAAAAACGCACCCCUACUCAGGCAUCAGGUGUCACUGAAAAGAAAAGCGUUGAAUCCGAAAAAGAUAGCAAAAAAAGUAAAAAGAAAAAGAAAGAUGAUCGAUUUAAAUUCAAUUACGGCUAUAAAGCUCCUCAAAUUGGACACAGUAGAUGUGCAUUUCCUUGUACUGGCACAUUGAAUAAUGUGCCGAAAAAGAUGGGUUGGCUCUGGACUGCUGAAGAUGUACCAGGAAUGAAGGUGAAAAAUGGGUGGAAACCUGGCGCGAUUUCCAACCAUCUCUUGAAAAUGCUUAAUAAAGCGAAGUUACGAAAAUCUGUCGUCACUGAAGUAAAACAAGUUAAGCGACAAAAGAAACAUACAGAACCCAAACCUCUUAUAAGCGUUGGCAAAACAAACGGUCAAUACCAUAUUGAAAUGCAAGUUUCUGAAAACUACGAACACACACCGCUAAUAUACGACAUUGAAAGUGUGAAUAACAAAGCUAAAUUGAGAAAGAAGGAGAAAUUACAGAAAUAUCUAACAUCCAAUGCCGUCAAAAAGGUGUGGUCGGAUCCAUUUCAUCCACAAAAUUGUGAAAAUAUAUGUCUUAAAACGUUUUACGAAGCGAUAGGAAUGACAGCGCGAGAGACAAUUCCAGAAAAUAUUGAAGAAAAUAGUUGCACCUGUGAAGAUGAAGAGGUAUCUUCUAGUUGCGAUUCUUCAGAAGCCGAUUGGGUGAUCCAUUUUACACCGCCCAUAUCGAAUUAUCUCCGUUCACAAUUAUCUAAUGUUGAAGAAAUUAAAUUAAACCAACAGUUGUAAUGAAUUGCGUUCGGAUUUGCGAAGUAAAUAAAACACAUCAAUAU
Messenger RNA from Pieris rapae (cabbage white), 886 nucleotides. RefSeq lists its product as uncharacterized. Lineage: Eukaryota; Metazoa; Arthropoda; Insecta; Lepidoptera; Pieridae. The transcript has 3 exons. Bases 6 to 842 code for a protein of 278 amino acids. The record is from RefSeq and is a predicted model, not a curated record.